GGUUGAAAGAGAAGGGGUAGAGAGGAAACAAGAGGAUUGUGCUCGUGCAAAACCUUGUGCAUUGCUGUGUGUUACCACAGCAGGAUUGUGGGAAGUCCCCAGGGCAGUCAUGGAUGUGUACUUGAUGAUACGCCGCCAUAGAAUGACUAUCUUUGUCAAUGCCAAAGAGAACACUACUGUUUAUGAGCUGAAGAAAGUUGUGGAGGGGAUACUAAAGAGGGCUCCAGAGGAACAGCAGCUAUACAAGGAUGACCAGCUGCUGACUGAUGGCACCAAGACUUUGAUAGACUGUGGCUUAAGUAGCCAGAACUGCCGUCCCUACGCACCAGCUACAGUGGGCUUGGCUCUAUUCAGACCUGGAAAUGGCUCCUUUGAGCCACUGCAUAUUGACGCCUUUUCCACCACCCCAGAGUUGCCUGAUGUUAUGAAGCCACAGGAUUCUGGUGGCAGCACCACAGAACAGGCCAUGCACUGAGACCAGCGUUUGCUACUGCGCCUCCAGCCCAUCUCACACAUGGACAUAGGGGCCAAGUGCCAGUCUCCUUGUCAAUCAUGUUGCACUCAUGUUCACAGAAUUUAAAACUGAGUUGAAUAAUAAAGCUUAGUAGUCUAAAUUUCACUGAUCCAAACAUGUCACAAUAUCUACAGAGCAAAAUGAUGAUUCUACUU
This is a messenger RNA of Gavialis gangeticus (Gharial), 669 nucleotides long. RefSeq names its product elongin B (gene ELOB). Gene Ontology annotation, molecular function: protein binding. The record is from RefSeq and is a predicted model, not a curated record. NCBI's taxonomy places the organism in Eukaryota, Metazoa, Chordata, Crocodylia, Gavialidae. Gene Ontology annotation, biological process: transcription elongation by RNA polymerase II. The transcript is spliced from 3 exons. Gene Ontology annotation, cellular component: VCB complex; elongin complex. Bases 110 to 475 code for a protein of 121 amino acids.